This is a messenger RNA of Paramecium sonneborni, 2608 nucleotides long. NCBI's taxonomy places the organism in Eukaryota, Ciliophora, Oligohymenophorea, Peniculida, Parameciidae. The record is from the annotation of a GenBank genome assembly.
UCUAAAAUGCAUUAAUUUGAGAAUGAAACAAAGAAAUUUUUGGAAGAAUUAAAAAAUGGAUCAAGCAAUAUUUUAGUAUAAAUAUAUGUAUUCUUUAGGUAGCAAUAAGAGUUAGACCUUUAAACUAGAAAGAGAGAAGUGUAUCAGAGUUUGAAACAAUCAGAAUACUAGAUGGUAAAAUGAUAGUAUUGAUGGAUCCAGAAUCAGAAAGAGAGGAUGAUGUAUUUACAUUAUAUAGAAUAGUUAUUAAGAAAAAAUAGGUUGAAAGAAACAAAUUUUGCAUUUGAUUUUGUUUUUGAUUAAUGGACACCAUAAUAAAAAAUUUAUGAAAAUACAACUGAGUUUUUAUUGGAAGGAGUAUUGGAAGGUUUUAAUACAACAGUGUUUUGUUAUGGAGCCACAGGUUCUGGGAAGACAUUUACGUAUAUAUAAAUAAUAAAAUUUACAUUAGAAUGAUAGGAACCCAAUAAGAAACAGGUUUAAUGCCAAGAGCAUUGUAAUCUUUGUUUAAUUAUUCUGAAUCAGACAGAUUUAAAGAUACAUAAUUUAAGGUUUCAUAUGUUGAAAUCUAUAAUGAGAAUAUUAGAGAUUUAUUAACAUCAGAAGAUAAAAAUUUAGAAAUUAGAGAAGAUAAAAAUAAUGGUAUAUAAAUAUCAGGUGUUAUUGAAAUUGAUGUUAAAACCGUUAAUGAGGUAUUGUCACUUCUAAAGGUUGGAAAUAGAAAUAGAUCUAAAGAAGCAACAGAUGCAAAUAAAGAAUCUUCAAGAUCACAUGCAAUAUUACAAAUAUAGGUAGAAUGUAAGGAUAAAGCAGCUGGAUUAUAAGAAUAAAUUAUUUAAAGUAAAUUUAGUUUAGUAGAUUUGGCUGGGAGUGAAAGAGCAGCAAAUACAAAUAAUAGAGGUUUAAGAAUGGUAGAGGGUGCUAAUAUUAAUAAAUCAUUAUUGGUCUUAGGAAAUUGUAUUCAAUCAUUAUCAGAAGCUAAUGAAAAAGGAAUCAAAAAUCCUUUCAUUCCUUUUAGAAAUUCUAAAUUAACUAGACUAUUAAAAGAUUCUUUAGGUGGAAAUUGUAGAACCGUUAUGAUUUCAAAUGUUACACCUUCUGUUUCUAGUUUUGAAGAAACAUAUAAUACUUUAGUCUAUGCCAAUAGAGCCAAGAAUAUUAAAACUGUUGCAAAUAGAAAUGUUUUAGUUGCAUAAAAUCAUAUCAGUAAUUAUGCAUUACUUAUAUAAAAUCUCAGAUAAGAAAAUGAAGAACUCAAAUUAUUGAUUCAACAAUAAUAAUUAAAUUCUUUUACUCCUUAAACAAGUAUUUAAUUUAAUCUAUAUUAUAGAAUUACCUAUUAUUAAUUAAAAAACUACUCCUGUUCCAUAAUUAAGUUUGAAGUAAUAGGUCAAUGAAUUAGAAACUACUAUUAAUUAAAAUGUUUCAGAUAUUGUUGAAGCUAAAAAUAAAUUAUACGAUUUGGAACAAUAACAAAAUCAUUAUUAAUAAAACAUUACUUUUCUAUAAAUUUAAAAAGGUCGCACUUAAGAUAAGUUUGAUUAAAUGAAAUUAUUAGAAAAAAUAGAUAAUGCUAAAACACAAAAAGCUAUUUUCAAAUAAUGUGAAGAUGAUCUCAAACAAUAAUUACUUGAAUACGAUAUAAGAAAAGUUGAUAUUUCAAAAUAGGUUUUAUAAAUUCAAGAUACAAAUCAAAAAAAUUAUUUGUAAGGUAUUAUAAAAUAAGGAGAACUUAAAAUUGUAAUUAUUAUAUCAAUAUUUUAUUAGGAAAAUGUUGAACUACAAAUUUAAGAAAAAAGAAGGAGAUAUUAGGAAACAAUAUAAGAUGAUUAAGUUAGAUAAUUAAGAACUUAAAUUCAUUAACAAUAAUAAGCUAAAUAAAUUUAGAGUGCAAAAUCUAAAUCUAGUUAGCAAAAUGGACCUAAAAAAGGUAAUACUAAAAUUAUAUGUUUUUAUAGUUCCAAGUUUACCUGGAGUAGAUUCUCCAUAUUAUUCAAUUACAGGAGGAUAAACUUAUGCUGUAUAAAGGUAUUUUUAUAUUAUAUAUAUUAGACAUUAAAAAUAAAAAUCACAUCUUAAGUUACCUCCUGUAUUGUAAAUUGGUUAAUUGUAAAAGUCUCCUAAAACUUAAAAUUAAAGUUUAAUUAGUAAGAAUUAUAAUUUAUUAGGUAAUCCACUUAAAUAUCGAAUGGCUCAAAGAUACACAACUAGAUUUAAUAGGCCUCCUUCUUACCGUCCUCCUAGUUCUUCUAGAAAAUCUGCCCUUGGAAAAUAUAUUAACAGAUCUUUAGAUUUAGGAAGUGGAAGAGAAAGUGUUAAUAAAAGUUCUGGAGAUUUGUAAAAUUCUGUUAGUCUCAGGAAACUUAAAAAACUUCAUUAAAAUUAUUAAAAUUAAAGAUUUGAGAGAGUCAUGAGUGGUAAAAAAAAUUAAAAUUCUAUGCCAUAUUUUGGCAGUAAGAUUCUUUUACCAGGAAUGGUUCACAAAUCACCUUACGUCAAAAACUUUUAAAAUAAUUAUGAGCCCAUUGAAAUUAAAAAGGAACGAUUAAAAAUGCUCAAUAUUAAUCUUAAAGCUUAAUACGGCGAUAAAUUCUUGCUGCAAAAUUGA